Molecule: messenger RNA, 2834 nt
Organism: Branchiostoma belcheri (Belcher's lancelet)
Lineage: Eukaryota; Metazoa; Chordata; Leptocardii; Amphioxiformes; Branchiostomatidae
Product: NADP-dependent malic enzyme-like
Exons: 13
Coding region: 1-1677 (558 amino acids)
Biological process (GO): malate metabolic process; pyruvate metabolic process
Cellular component (GO): mitochondrion
Molecular function (GO): malate dehydrogenase (decarboxylating) (NAD+) activity; NAD binding; malate dehydrogenase (decarboxylating) (NADP+) activity
Source: RefSeq, a predicted model, not a curated record
AUGGCGUUUACGUUAGAGGAGAGACAACACCUGGGGAUCCAUGGGUUACUGCCCCCGUCCUUUCUGACUCAGGACCUCCAGGCCUUCAGAGUGAGGGAGAACUACAAACGCCAGCAUACUGACCUGGACAGAUACGUGUUCCUGACGGCUUUGCAGGACCGGAAUGAGAAGCUUUUCUACCGAGUGUUGCAGGAUGACCUGGAACAGUUCAUGCCGAUUGUGUACACUCCGACUGUAGGGCUGGCCUGUCAGAAGUAUGGACAUAUCUUCAGGAGACCAAGAGGUUUAUUCAUCAGUAUCCAUGACAGAGGACACAUAGCAGAGAUGCUGCACUCCUGGCCUGAACCUGACAUCAAGGCUGUAGUGGUGACUGAUGGAGAGAGGAUCCUGGGACUGGGAGACCUGGGGUGCUAUGGGAUGGGAAUCCCGGUGGGUAAGCUGGCCCUGUACACUGCCUGUGCCGGGAUCAAACCUGAACACUGUCUACCUGUCACUAUAGAUGUGGGCACAGACAAUGAAGAACUGUUGAACGACCCCCUGUACAUCGGACUGAGUCACAAGCGAGAGAGGUCUGAGCUGUAUGAUGAGCUGAUAGAUGAAUUCAUGGAGGCAAUCACUGCAAAGUACAGAAUGUCGUGUCUGGUUCAGUUUGAGGACUUUGCCAACCACAAUGCCUUCCGACUGCUGGCAAAGUACAGGAACAGAUACUGCACUUUCAACGAUGAUAUACAAGGGACAGCAUCAGUAGCCACUGCCGGUCUGCUGAGCUCACUCAGACUGACGGGGAAGAAAAUGCAGGACAACAAGUUUCUGUUUGUGGGAGCAGGAGAGGCUGCCCUUGGCAUCGCAGGCCUGAUAGUGAGUGCCAUGCAGGACGAGGGACUGUCUAAGGAGGAGGCGUGUGAACGGAUCUGGCUUAUGGACAAGGACGGACUGGUCUGUAAGGGCCGAGCUCAGGGAAAGGUGGAUGGACCUAAGACUCCAUAUGCACAUGAACAUGAGUAUCUGCCUAGUGUAGAGGCCUGUGUCAGGGAGCUCAAACCUUCUGCUAUCAUAGGUGUUGCUGGAGCAGGUCGCCUGUUCACAGAGCCGGUAGUGAAAAUGAUGGCAGAGCUCAACGACCGACCAAUCAUAUUUGCCCUGAGUAACCCGACCAGCAGAGCUGAGUGCACCGCCGAACAGGCUUACGUCUGGACUGAUGGCAGAGCCAUCUUUGCCAGUGGCAGUCCCUUCCGACCGGUGACCCUCCCAGACGGGCGCACCUUCACCCCGGGGCAGGGGAACAACGCCUACAUCUUCCCCGGGGUGGCGCUGGCUGUCAUCGCCUGCCGCGUGAGACACAUCCCGGAUGGGGUCUUCCUGUCCGCUGCAAAGGCCCUGGCAGCCCAGGUGAGUGAGGAUGACCUUGCAGCCGGCAGACUGUACCCUCCGCUCAAGGACAUCCUGAAAGUGUCCACCAAACUGGCCACACAUGUGGCUGAGUACGUGUACAGACACGGGCUGGCAGCUUUCUACCCUGAACCUGAGGACAAGGAGGCGUUUGUGAAAGCCCAGCAGUACAGCACCAAGUACAGCACUUUCCUCCCUGACGUGUACAGCUGGCCCAAACAUGCGCAGGAGAUAUCCCUUCAAGAGAUGAAACCACUCUGGGACGACUUGGACGAAAAAGGACAUUAGAGACCCCGCAGUUCACUAAAAUACCAAUAGAGGAACUAUCUAAAUACCAGGAGCUUUUUACACUGUUAUGUAAAGGAAUAUCGAACAAGGACUUAUUUCAUAAAAUGAAACCACCAUGGGAUGACUUGGACGAAAAUGGACAUUAGAGACCCUGCAGUUCACUAAGAUAUCAACAGGAGGAGCUAUUAAAAUACCAGGCACUUUUUACAACUGUCAAGCGCUAAAAUAUCAACAGGAGAGCUUUUAAAUACAUACCAGGAGCUUUUUGUACUGCUUUUUGCAACUGUCAAGGAAUACUCAACAAAGAAUUAUGAUAUAUGAACACCAUGGAGUUUACUAAAAUAUCAGCACAGGAGCUAUUAAAAUACCUGGAGCUUUUUUGAAACUGUCAAGGAAUGCCCAAUAUAUAAUAUAUAAACACAUUAUUUAAGAGCACAAAGUACAGCUGAUUUCAACUGAUUAACUUGCAGUUCAUAACAGUACCAACAGGAGGAGCUAUUGACGAUGAGCCUGAAACUUAAAAGAAGUGUGAUAAUGCUGGAACUUCAUGUCAGACAGCCUCAAAUAUACAUGUUACAGAAAUGCUAUUUAUGGAAGUUACUGCUAGGUUGGUAACAUGCUUUUUACACAGAGAAACGUACAAAAUACUAGUGGCAUUAAGAUACGACUAUGGCUCCAAACUUUCCAGCUCAACGAACCAUAGAUUUCUGAAGAAAAAUUGAAUGACUCAUUGCAGUUAUUGAAGAUCAUACUUUUCAGAACAUAUAUGUAUCAGAGAUAUGAGUAUACAUGUACAUGUAGCUUGCAGUAUAUUGUACACGUACAUGUGAGAGCAUGCAUAUACAGACGGGUAUGUUACUUUUUAGACUUGGCUGCUAUUUUCUUUGAGAACAUUGUAACAUCUCCCUUCAUAUUGUGUUUUGUACAUAAAUGUAAAACUGUAAAACGUUUAUUUAUGUUUGUGUUACGAUCUCUCACUGUUGUCACUGUUUUUUUGUUGCAUAUGGAUUAUUUUCUAAAUGUUGCUUUUUGUACAUUUUUACUUUUACAAUAUGUAUUUAUUUGAUGUGAAAUGUAUACAGAGUGUUACACAGAGUUACAUGUAUUGAAGAAACAUAAGAUUGCCAGAAGAAAUAAAGUGAACAUCAUGAUAAUGA